This is a messenger RNA of Labrus mixtus (cuckoo wrasse), 723 nucleotides long. RefSeq lists its product as uncharacterized. The record is from RefSeq and is a predicted model, not a curated record. Bases 166 to 681 code for a protein of 171 amino acids. NCBI's taxonomy places the organism in Eukaryota, Metazoa, Chordata, Actinopteri, Labriformes, Labridae. The transcript has 2 exons.
UAAAAUGUCUGUUACUGAAGUUUUUCAAUGUUCGUCAACACAGACAUUUAAUUUGAAAGUAUACACUGACACACGUGGUGACGUCACCUCCCAGCGUUGCUAGGCGACCUAAUUAAAUAAUGACUGAGAUCCUGUUAAUAAGGUUCAGAGAGAGACAGAGCAGUCAUGAGCUCCAGCAGCCAGCAGGAGAUGCAGCAGGAGGAGGUUACUCCCCACGAGAGCCAGCAGGGGGAGCCACAGAGGGAGGAGCUCCACAAGGAAGAUCUCCAGCAGGAGGCGGUCCAGCAGGAGGCGGUCCAGCAGGAGGCGGUGGAUCAAGAGGAGGACUUUCAGGAGGAACCUCAGCAGGAGAAGCCUUUUGAGGAAGAUGUCCAGAAGGUGGUGCUCCACAAGGAGGAGGUGAACCAGCACCAGCAGGAGGAGUUAGACGAUAAAGAGGAGGACACAGAUGAGGCAGAGCAUCAGAAGGAGGAGCUGGAGGAGGAGGAGGAGGAGCUGCAGGAGGAGGAGGAGGAGCUGCAGGAGGAGCAGCUGCAGGAGGAGGAGCAGCUGCAGGAGGAGAAGCUGCAGAAGAAGGAGCUGCAGGAGGAGGAGCUGCAGGCUGCAGCCAGCAUCAUCCAGCAGGCCUGGAGGAGACACGUGGAAGCUGCUGCUGUGGACACACCCACUGACACACACUAACACACUGCAUCUCCUCUCCUCCUCCUCCUCUCCUCUCCUCUC